Saccharomycopsis crataegensis is the source of this 1047-nucleotide messenger RNA. RefSeq lists its product as uncharacterized. The transcript has a single exon. The coding region runs from base 1 to 1047 and encodes 348 amino acids. Lineage: Eukaryota; Fungi; Ascomycota; Saccharomycetes; Ascoideales; Saccharomycopsidaceae. Gene Ontology annotation, molecular function: FMN binding. The record is from RefSeq and is a predicted model, not a curated record.
AUGCAGUGUAUUGCCCCUUGGAUCCCGGCAUUCAAGAACGGGUUGGCCACAGAAAACAAAUCCUUCGUUACCUUUUCAUUUGCUACCAUCGACUCCAAAAGAUUGAUCCCAAGAGUCAGAACUUGUGUGUACCGAGGAUUCUUAUUCGAUGAUGAAUCCACCAACUCGAUAAUAUUCACCACUGAUAACCGAUCAUCGAAAUUUGAUGAAUUAUUACACAAUAACAACGUCGAAGCAGUAUUUUAUUUGAAUAAAUCAAACAAACAGUUCCGUUUCAGUGGCAGUGCCAAGUUGAUCAACCCAUCAAGUGGGGUGUUUCCUAACGUUAUCUUGCCAGAUAUCGCCAAUAAACCAUACGAGGAAGAUGAAGAUAAUGAUGUGGAACAAUUAUCGGAUGAAGAUGAAGAAAAGGAUAUAAAGAAACAUAAUAAGAGAAAUAACCGUACAGAUUACGAAGAAGACGACGACGACGACGACGAAGUGGUGCGCAUUGGCCAACCAGUAUUGCAUAAGCUGGGAUCAACAAUCUCAGUAUUUAAAGCCCCUGCCGAUUAUACAAUAAUAAACAAAGUUCCUUCACGAACCCCGCUGACUACAGAAACCGCGGGGAUGAUUGAUGAACCGCUAAAUUAUCCGCUUUUCUCCCCUUCAUCGCUCGAGAAAAUCCAACAGAGACUCGAAUCACAACCAUAUAAUUCACUCAAUGAAUUGCUCUUAGAACUGCCAGAAAUCAUAUACCCUCCAACCCAUAAGGAUUGGCAACAAGAGUAUCAGCGGGCUUGGGAUUUGUUGUCAUCUCGAAGCAAAUCAAAUUUCAAAUCCCCAAAACCGAAAACUUUGAUCACCGAAGAAAAAAGAAAGUUACUUGAUAGAAUCUCCAGAGGAGUGGAUGGUAAAAGUAUCGAAGCUGGGAAAGACCAGUGUGCUGUGGUGGUAUUUUUGAUUAAUAAAGUUGAUUUCUACAAAGAUAGUUAUGGAAACUCCAAAAGAUUGAUUUAUGAGCGUGUCAAUUUUGAUCAAUGGAAAGAAAGUGAGGUUGUUCCAUGA